Molecule: messenger RNA, 1792 nt
Organism: Nematostella vectensis (starlet sea anemone)
Lineage: Eukaryota; Metazoa; Cnidaria; Anthozoa; Actiniaria; Edwardsiidae
Product: cystinosin
Exons: 11
Coding region: 256-1515 (419 amino acids)
Biological process (GO): L-cystine transport
Cellular component (GO): vacuolar membrane
Molecular function (GO): L-cystine transmembrane transporter activity
Source: RefSeq, a predicted model, not a curated record
AAACAUGUGAGUGUCACAAGCGUCACGGAACAAAUGACAAAAACAAACGAAAUAAUGCCGAGAAGAAGCACCGACCGCAUACAGGAAUAAGCUUUUACCACGCAGGGAUAUACGCUCCAUUGAGAACGGGAACCGUAGUCUCUGUCCGCUAUACUGUGUGAUUUCUCGAUUUUAUUUUUCUGUACCACGACCCAUCUUCUGAAAUAUAGAACAAAAGGAUAAUAGAAUCUGGAUAGUACCAAAGUACUACAACCGAUGAUGUCGUUAUCAACUAGAUAUUCUUGGCAAUUAGUCCUUUUAGUUCAAUCCACUGUAGUAUUUUGUGUAAAAGGCAACUCUAUCAAUCUACACACCACCAGUAAAGAAGACCUCCAUGUCCAAGUCAACACUAUGGAGAACUUCAAGAUUUACCCUAGCCAACCAAUUCCAAAGCAGUGGCGUGUGUUUGUAAAUUUUUCAGUUGAAAAUCCAUCUGAUGCUGCUGUACAGGAAAAUGUGCACAUUUAUUCAAACGUCAGUAAAGGCCAUCCACUUCCUGUGCAAGUUAAUGGAAAAAGGGUUGGAAAGGCAACAAUAACAUUUGAAAGUGCAAGUGUCUUUAAUGGAACUGAAGUAUUGAAUUCUACUAUAAUUAAUGGGACUGGAAUCCAUGUGACUGUUCGAGUUGUACACUAUGCUCCACUAACGAUAAUCAAUGCUGUCAUUGGCUGGAUAUACUUUGCAGCUUGGUCUGUCUCAUUUUACCCUCAGGUAAUUCUCAACUGGAAACGAAAAAGUGUAAUAGGGCUGAACUUUGAUUUCGUGUGUUACAAUUUAACUGGAUUUGUAGCAUAUGGACUGUUUAACAUUGGCAUGUUCUGGAUCCCUCUAGUGCAACAACAAUAUGAAGCUAAGCAUCCUAAUGGAGUGAAUCCUGUGCAAACAAAUGAUGUGUUCUUUACUAUUCAUGCCAUUGUACUUACUAUUAUAACUGGGAUUCAAGCUUGCAUUUAUGAGCGAGGUGACCAGAGGGUGUCAAAGGUGUGCAUGGUGUUGGUUGGAGGGUGUGUUCUGUUCUCAGUGGUAGCCCUGUUUGUGACUAUAUUCAACGAGAUAACUUGGCUCACAUACUUGUAUUACUUCUCCUACAUCAAGAUAGGAGUCACGCUUAUUAAAUAUAUUCCUCAGGCAUACAUGAAUUACAGACGCAAGAGCACAGUUGGCUGGAGCAUUGGUAAUGUUCUUCUUGACUUUACUGGCGGAUCAUUUAGCUUGCUACAGAUGUUUCUUUUGGCCUACAAUAAUGAUGACUGGAGAUCUAUAUUUGGUGACUUUACAAAGUUUGGAUUGGGAUUCAUAUCUAUUGUUUUUGAUAUUCUGUUUAUUGUGCAACAUUACGCACUGUACACAUCACGUAAGAAUGGAUAUGCAGCAAUCGAGGGAAAUCAGUCUGUUGAUGCUAGUCUACCAGUGCCUGUAGAACACUCCUAUGAGCCAAUCAGAAAGUCUUUUAAAGAAAGAUUAUUUAGAGUUUAAAAAAAUUGAUAUGUAUAUUCAGGAAGAAAACACAUGAUUUUUAUUCUUUUUCAGAACUUAAGAGUAGAGGUAUUAUGAAUGGUCUUUUUUUUUUAAAUAACGCCUUAAAUAAGGUAUAUACUUGUAAUAGGUUUACUAUAUAUAUAUAUGUCUUGUUUAUAAUUUUUUGUUACAUUUAGGUUCCAUUAGAGUUCAAAUGAUUAAAGGUAUGUGAAAAAAAAUUAAACAGAUAUUACAAGAAACAUUUUAGUAUAUAGGAUGCAUAUACUGUACCCAA